CUGACCAGGAAGAGUCUGCAAGAGGAAAACACAAAGACAAGAUCAAGAGAAGAAGGGAAGAUACUCUGGAGAAAACUUACUCCAACCGGACAAUAGCUUUUGCGCAUUCCCUCUUACGGAUAAUACAACGACAAAUACUGCGAACAUGCCUUUCUCGAGGAUGAGGAUGAGGCCGUGGCUGGAGCAGAUGAUCGAGUCCAACACCAUCUCGGGGCUGCACUGGGUUGACAAGGACCAGAAGAUGUUCUGCAUUCCCUGGAAGCACGCGGCUCUGCAAUGCUGGCAGAUGGAAAAGGACGCCUCUCUGUUCAAAAUGUGGGCCAUCCACACCGGGAAGUACAGUCAUGGCCAGAACACCGACCCAAAGACGUGGAAAGCCAACUUCCGCAACGCAAUGAACUCGCUGCCUGACAUUGAGGAGGUGAAAGACAAGAGCAUCCACAAGGGCCAACAAGCCGUGCGCGUCUUCAGAAUGUUGCCUGUCACCCCUAAAUCUGGAGAUAAACACAGAAAACCAAAGGACAAAAAGCAGAGGAGGAAGAUGGUCAAGAAAGAGGAAGACACAGACUACAGCGAUACUCAGUCUCCCAUGGAUGUGUCAAUGAUGGAGGAGUCCACCCAGGAGAACACGGUGGACAGUACAGUGAUGACAGAGCAGCAAGUUUGUGGAUCGGACCAUUUAGUCCCUGACUGGGCUCUCUCACUCAAGGUCGAGACAGAUAACUUUUCCAACAACUAUUGCCAGAGAUUCCAAGUUUCACCCGACCACAGCCCCGAUUACAGCUAUUCCCCUGACAUUAUUGAGCAACUGGAGAGAGACGCAAACUUUUUGCCGAGCAGUUUCGACGUCAUGAGGUUCCUGAACAAUGAAGUAUGCAAGUUUGCAACCAACUAACCAACCAUCUAACCAACCCAACGUCCAACCAGCCAAACGUCCAACCAACCAGCCAAACGUCCAACCAGCGAAACGUACAACCAAAGAACAAACCAUCUAACCAACCCAACGUCCAACCAGCCAAACGUCCAACCAACCAGCCAAACGUCCAACCAGCCAAGCGUCCAACCAAAGAACAAACCAUCCAUCCAACCCAAGGUCCAACCAGCCAAACGUCCAACCAGCCAAACGUCCAACCAGCAAAAAGUCCAACCAGCCAGCAAAACGUCCAACCAUCCAAACGUCCAACCAACUAACCAAACGUCCAACCAGCCAAAUGUCCAACCAACCAGCCCAACAUUGCAGCAAAGUUACAGACUCAUAGAUAUCAGAGACAUUAACAUGCCUGAUAUUUUUCAUCUAGCUCCAUCAAUCGUUCUCUGAGAAAUCAGUGAAAAUGUUGUAAAACUCCUCACAAUG
Molecule: messenger RNA, 1354 nt
Organism: Platichthys flesus (European flounder)
Lineage: Eukaryota; Metazoa; Chordata; Actinopteri; Pleuronectiformes; Pleuronectidae
Product: interferon regulatory factor 1-like
Exons: 9
Coding region: 146-895 (249 amino acids)
Biological process (GO): regulation of transcription by RNA polymerase II; immune system process
Cellular component (GO): nucleus
Molecular function (GO): RNA polymerase II cis-regulatory region sequence-specific DNA binding; DNA-binding transcription factor activity, RNA polymerase II-specific
Source: RefSeq, a predicted model, not a curated record